AUGGGAAUUAAGCCUAACAGAGAUUUAAUCGAGGCUCUAGUGGGUUUUUGGGACCCCGCGAACAAUGUCUUCAGGUUCAAAGAUUGUGAAAUGACGCCCACAUUGGAAGAGUUAGGUGGGUUCACCGGAUUGGGGAGAGACCUUCGUGGGAAAAAGCCUGCUGCUCCGAGAAAAGUUGGUGUGAACAACUUUUUAAAGAAAUUAUGCCUCCGCCGAAUUCCAAUGGUUUGCUUAAACGAAGGUUGGGUUCCGUUGGAAUAUCUCUAUGACAGGUUUGGGGACGAGAAAGAGUUUGAAAAUUUCUCGGGCAUAGAAUUCGUCAACCAGUUGAGUUACGACGCUUGGAGGGAGUUGAGAAUCUUCGCGUUCAUGAUAUCAUUUCUAGGGAUCAUUGUCUUUCCAGAGCGUGGUGGGCGCAUCCGAAUUCGAUUGGUUGCGGUAGUCUCGUAUUUGCAAAGUAGCGAGGAUCAUACCAUUCUUCCCAUGAUUUUGGGAGAUAUUUUUCGAGCUUUGACCUGCUGCCAAGAAGGUGAAGAUUACUUCGAGGGAUGCAACAUUCUACUGCAGAUGUGGUUCAUAGAGCACCUCUAUCAUCAUCCAAUAGUAAUAAAUUUCAAUGAAAACUGGCUGAAUUACAUUGGAUGUCACCCAGACAGGGCCGCAAGUUGUAAUCUUCCAGAGGGGGUGAGGGCCUGGCGGAAAUUACUUGGUUCAUUGAGUGCUGAUAGAAUCACUUGGAACUAUUAUUGGUUCCCUUCUGCUAGGGUCAUGCAUAUGUCGACAUAUCGCCCGUUCUUCAUACUCAUGGGUUUCAGAGGUUUCCAACCCUACGCGCCCCUACGCGUCAUGCGCCAGCUAGGGAGAGAGCAAAAGAGGCCCCCGAUUGAGGACAUGCAUCCGUUCGUGUGGGAAUUCAAGGGAGAGGAACCUCCAAGGGAGUCUUAUGCACAAAAGGUUUGA
Nicotiana attenuata is the source of this 960-nucleotide messenger RNA. RefSeq lists its product as uncharacterized. The transcript has a single exon. The coding region runs from base 1 to 960 and encodes 319 amino acids. NCBI's taxonomy places the organism in Eukaryota, Viridiplantae, Streptophyta, Magnoliopsida, Solanales, Solanaceae. The record is from RefSeq and is a predicted model, not a curated record.